Linum tenue is the source of this 345-nucleotide messenger RNA. Lineage: Eukaryota; Viridiplantae; Streptophyta; Magnoliopsida; Malpighiales; Linaceae. The record is from the annotation of a GenBank genome assembly.
UGCAGAUCAGGGAGCUGCAGAUAACAAAACAGAGGAGAAGGGAGACCUGCCUAGAAGCAAAAACAGAGUGGUAACCAUGGCCAAAUACUGUUCUUCUCUGCUGCUCCUCGGUUUGAGUUUGAGUGCGCGCUUCUGGUAGUGGCUUUUGGUGCUGGUGAUGGGGUAACUAAGAUCGGGACUUAUGAGCUCAAGAAAGAGGGAAGAUGUCUCUCAAGGUCACCAACUAUGGCGCCCAUAUGAUGUCUUUCAUCGUCCUGGACAAAAACGAGAAGAUGAAUGAUGUAAUUCUUGGAUAUGACACCGCUGAGGCUUACAAGGUAAUAUACAUGGAAUUGUAAAUCCCAC